Opisthocomus hoazin is the source of this 1747-nucleotide messenger RNA. The record is from RefSeq and is a predicted model, not a curated record. NCBI's taxonomy places the organism in Eukaryota, Metazoa, Chordata, Aves, Opisthocomiformes, Opisthocomidae.
AUGAACAGUGAUCUGCGAUUAAAAUUUCUUGAAGUAAUCAAGCCCUUCUGUGUUAUCUUGCCUGAAAUCCAAAAGCCAGAACGGAAGAUUCAGUUUAAGGAAAAGGUACUAUGGACGGCUAUCACACUCUUCAUCUUCUUAGUAUGCUGCCAGAUUCCCUUGUUUGGUAUCAUGUCGUCAGACUCAGCAGAUCCUUUCUACUGGAUGAGAGUGAUUUUGGCGUCAAAUAGAGGCACGUUGAUGGAGCUGGGCAUUUCACCUAUUGUCACUUCUGGGCUCAUUAUGCAGCUCUUGGCAGGUGCCAAGAUAAUUGAAGUUGGUGACACCCCAAAGGACAGAGCACUCUUCAACGGAGCACAGAAAUUGUUUGGAAUGAUCAUUACCAUUGGACAGUCUAUUGUCUAUGUAAUGACUGGAAUGUAUGGAGACCCAUCUGAGAUGGGUGCUGGUAUCUGCUUGCUUAUCACAAUUCAGCUUUUUGUUGCUGGAUUGAUAGUUCUGCUCUUGGAUGAGCUCCUUCAGAAGGGAUAUGGUCUCGGUUCUGGCAUCUCUCUCUUCAUUGCUACCAAUAUCUGUGAGACUAUUGUGUGGAAAGCAUUCAGCCCCACGACGGUGAACACAGGACGAGGCAUGGAAUUUGAGGGAGCCAUCAUUGCUCUGUUCCAUCUUCUGGCUACUCGUACAGACAAAGUCAGAGCUCUCCGUGAGGCCUUCUACCGUCAGAAUCUCCCCAACCUUAUGAAUCUGAUUGCCACCAUUUUUGUCUUUGCUAUUGUAAUUUAUUUCCAGGGCUUCAGAGUGGAUCUUCCUAUCAAAUCUGCUCGCUACCGUGGCCAGUACAACACCUACCCCAUCAAGCUGUUCUAUACUUCCAACAUUCCCAUUAUUCUUCAGUCCGCACUGGUGUCAAACUUGUAUGUCAUCUCCCAGAUGCUUUCUGCUCGUUUCAGUGGCAACUUACUGGUUAGCCUACUGGGCACUUGGUCUGACACAUCGUCUGGAGGCCCUGCUCGUGCUUAUCCAGUUGGUGGACUUUGUUACUAUCUGUCACCUCCAGAGUCCUUUUCUUCAGUGUUGGAAGACCCUGUCCAUGCAGUUGUUUAUAUUGUAUUUAUGUUGGGCUCCUGUGCUUUCUUCUCCAAGACAUGGAUUGAAGUCUCUGGCUCCUCUGCCAAAGAUGUUGCCAAACAGUUGAAGGAACAGCAAAUGGUAAUGCGAGGCCACAGAGAAACUUCAAUGGUCCAUGAACUAAACAGGUACAUCCCCACAGCUGCUGCAUUUGGUGGCCUCUGUAUUGGUGCCCUGUCUGUGCUGGCAGACUUCCUUGGGGCAAUUGGGUCUGGAACUGGAAUUUUGCUUGCUGUCACUAUCAUUUAUCAGUACUUUGAAAUUUUUGUAAAGGAACAGAGUGAAGUUGGCAGCAUGGGAGCUCUUCUUUUCUAAACCUAGCUUCUCAUGGACCCAGGAAAGAGGGGAGGAACAUUCUCAAAAUAUAGCCAGUCGGGUGAAAAGAAGUAACGUAAACUUGAUAAUGUCAUUCUGUAGGAACACAUAUUUUAAUAAUGUUUCCAAAGCGCAUUCCCUUAUGUUCAGACUUUUCUAGCAUACUGUUUGCAUUUUAUAAAUUGAUGAGGAAAAAAUGCAAAAAAGUUUUUUCUAAAGAAAAAUGUUUUUUAACUAUCUGUUAGGAGAAUCAGCUUUCUGAAUUGGAUUUAGUUCAAUGACUUUGAAAUUUUUUUGAGCCCCU